This is a messenger RNA of Trichoderma gamsii, 1344 nucleotides long. RefSeq names its product saccharopine dehydrogenase. The coding region runs from base 1 to 1344 and encodes 447 amino acids. The record is from RefSeq and is a predicted model, not a curated record. Gene Ontology annotation, molecular function: saccharopine dehydrogenase activity. Gene Ontology annotation, cellular component: cytoplasm. Lineage: Eukaryota; Fungi; Ascomycota; Sordariomycetes; Hypocreales; Hypocreaceae. The transcript is spliced from 6 exons.
AUGGCGCAACAAUCUGUGUUGAUGCUCGGUGCCGGUUUCGUCACCCGGCCUACACUUGAUGUCUUGACUGACGCUGGCAUCCCUGUCACUGUUGCAUGCCGAACCCUCCAGACUGCCCAGGGCCUUUCCGCUGGCGUGAAGCUCGCGACACCUAUUUCGCUCGAUGUGACCGAUGCCAAGGCUCUGGAUGCCGAGGUCGCCAAGCAUGACUUGGUCAUCAGCUUGAUUCCUUAUACCUUCCAUGCUACCGUCAUUGAGUCUGCGAUCCGACAGAAGAAGAAUGUUGUGACCACGAGCUACGUUUCCCCCGCCAUGAUGGAGCUGGACCAGAAGGCCAAGGAUGCCGGAAUCACCGUCAUGAACGAGAUUGGUCUUGAUCCCGGUAUUGAUCACCUGUAUGCCGUCAAGACUAUCGAUGAAGUCCACCAGGCAGGCGGCAAGAUCCUUUCCUUCCUCUCAUAUUGCGGCGGGUUGCCCGCUCCUGAAGCCUCCGAUAACCCCCUGGGCUACAAAUUCUCUUGGUCCUCUCGCGGUGUGCUACUCGCCUUGAGAAACGCUGCCAAGGUCUACCAGAAUGGCAAGAUUGUCGACAUUGCGUCCAAGGAUCUCAUGGCUACUGCCAAGCCUUACUUCAUCAUGCCAGGAUAUGCUUUCGUCGCAUACCCUAACCGUGAUUCUACUCCCUACAAGGAGCGAUACAACAUUCCCGAGGCCGAGACUAUCGUCCGUGGUACCCUGAGAUACCAGGGCUUCCCCCAGUUCAUCAAGGUUCUUGUGCAGACCGGCUUCUUGGAGGAGACUCCCAUUGAAGCCCUCAAGACCCCCAUUGCCUGGAAGGAGGCUACCAAAGCCGUUCUUGGCAUCUCUUCUUCUGAGCCCAAAGACCUAGAAGCUGCCAUCGUUUCAAGAGCCGAUUUCGACUCGGAUGAGGACCGUGAGCGAAUUCUUUCUGGUCUCCGAUGGAUUGGCAUCUUCUCUGAUGAGAAGAUCACUCCUCGUGGCAACUCUCUCGACACCCUCUGCGCCACUCUCGAGCAGAAGAUGCAAUUUGAGGAGAACGAGCGCGACAUGGUCAUGCUUCAGCACAAGUUCGAGAUCGAGCACAAAGAUGGCUCUCGCGAGACUCGCACUUCCACUCUAGUCGAAUACGGCGACCCCAAGGGCUAUAGCGCCAUGGCAAAAUUGGUAGGUGUGCCCGCCGCUGUCGCUACCAAGCAGGUCUUGGAUGGAACCCUGUCGGAGAAGGGUGUUUUGGCUCCUAUGACUGCCAAGAUUAACAACCCUAUUAUGAAGGAGCUCAAGGAGAAGUAUGGUAUCACAAUGAUCGAAAAGACUGUCUUGUAG